Molecule: messenger RNA, 1986 nt
Organism: Vitis riparia (riverbank grape)
Lineage: Eukaryota; Viridiplantae; Streptophyta; Magnoliopsida; Vitales; Vitaceae
Exons: 6
Coding region: 95-1870 (591 amino acids)
Biological process (GO): DNA damage response; protein polyubiquitination
Cellular component (GO): nucleus
Molecular function (GO): ubiquitin conjugating enzyme activity
Source: RefSeq, a predicted model, not a curated record
AAGCCUCAAAGUGCAGAAACCAGCCAUUCCACCGCCCAAAUUCAAAAUUAACCAAACCCCCAAAUUGCAGAAACCAGUAGAAACCAACCGCGAAAUGGCUCAAGCCGCGAGGCUCAACCUCCGAAUGCAAAAGGAGCUCAAGCUUCUUCUCACCGACCCACCGCCGGGCGCCUCCUUCCCUCAACUCUCCGGCGACUCCGACAUCUGCUCUUCUUCUUUAUCAAGUAUUGACGCCCAGAUUGAAGGACCCGAAGAAACUGUAUAUGCCAAAGGGAUCUUUAAAAUUAAGAUCCAUAUACCUGAAAGGUACCCCUUUCAGCCUCCGAGUGUGACUUUUGCGACGCCCAUCUACCAUCCCAAUAUCGACACUGGAGGGCGAAUCUGCCUCGACAUUCUCAAUCUACCUCCUAAAGGUGCGUGGCAACCAUCUCUGAACAUUUCAACUGUGUUAACAAGCAUUGGGUUGUUAUUGAGUGAGCCCAACCCUGAUGAUGGCCUAAUGUGCGAAGCGAGCAAGGAAUACAAGUAUGACCGACAAGCUUUUGACCAGAAGGCACGAUCUAUGACUGAAAAGUAUGCCAAAGCUGGGGCUAGUGGGAACAGCAGCACCAGCAGCAACCAAAUCAUUCAAACAAAUACAAAUUCAAGCAUGAUGGACAUAAAAGGAAUGGACAUGGUUCCAAAACAUGACGUUCAUGAGUACACUGGCAGUCAUAGCAAGCUAAGUGGGAUUUGCCGGAAGUUGUCAUGGGAAUUCUCAGACUCAAUGCAGAACAAGGAAGUAAAUGAGGUACCUAAUCAGUGCCUGGAAAACCAGAUGGUAGUGAAACGACCAAAGAAAGAGCCCAAAGGUGGAGUGUAUGACUGCAAUCCAAGUCAUGAGAAGCUAUGCAUGAGCAGGCAGAAGUUAUCACUGGAAUCUAUGCGUGAAACUAAGAAGAGAGAUGGUGGUGAUGACAAAGAAAAUGAGGUGCCAAAUUACAGCUCAUCACUCUUGAACUCCCAAAGCCCUUCUGUGGCUUCAAAAUCAUUGCCAGUUCCUCCUACUAGCAACCAUUAUGAGCAACAACCUCAACAGGAUCAAGACAAUAAACCUAUAAAUGACUACUUAAGCAUUGGUUCAGGGAAGCCUCACUGGAUAUGUCGGAAACUAUCAUUAGAAUCUUCAAAAAUGUCCAAUGUAGAUGAUAGUAAUGACAAGAAAAUUUCUGGGUCCCCUCAACUAUCAUCCUCCCAGAUUGAAUCCAAUGUCUCACACAAGGCCUCACCAAUUCUCCAGACUGUUAACCAUAAUGGUUUGCGGAUGAAUAAGGGCUGUAUAGAUGGGACAGGACAUGAAUUUACCAACACAAAGCUGAAGAAGCCGUGUUCCUCUGGUAAGAAGCUUUCUCUGGGACUCUCAGGCUCAUCAAAGACAGAGGAAAGUGAUAAUAAGGAGAAUUUGGUGCCAACUCAUGAAGUGCCCCUUUCACACCCUAAAGGCCCUUCUAUGGAUUCAUCGAAGUCCUCCCUUAUGCCCCAAGCCGGUGAAUGCUAUGACUGGAAAUCAGAAAGAUGUAUAAUAAAUGCCAGCAGUAAGAAGUGCAGAAUUGGUCAGAAGGCAAUGGAACCUCUGGGUCAAUGGCAAAGGAGCAAUGAGAAGCAGCAAUCCCUCUCCAUACCUCAAAUCUAUAAGGAUGGUGAGAAGCAGCAAUCCAAUGAAGAUGAAGGUGAAGCUGUGGAUGUCUCUGGAGCAGAGGAAUCACCAAUGCCUGAAACCAUCAUCGUCUUGGAUAGCGAAGAUAGCGAUGAGGAAAGGAAUGUAUCUCAAAGGUCUAGAUUGCCACUAGCAUGCAAGCGCUUGGCGGGGAAGUGGAGAGCCAAAGCAUGAAGGCCACACUGUUCUCAAAUGUCUUCUUCAUAUUUCAACUUUCAAGUGAUAGAGGUUGAUUUUUCUUUUGCUUUUCUCUUUAUAAUACUAUAGCUACUAGGAUUUCAAGAUUGAUA